Messenger RNA from Paecilomyces variotii, 1170 nucleotides. RefSeq lists its product as hypothetical. Lineage: Eukaryota; Fungi; Ascomycota; Eurotiomycetes; Eurotiales; Thermoascaceae. The record is from RefSeq and is a predicted model, not a curated record. Bases 1 to 1170 code for a protein of 389 amino acids. The transcript is spliced from 2 exons.
AUGAAAGACGACAACCCAAGAGGGGGGCGCGAGCAUAUGAUUAUGCCGUCUCAUACACUUACUACCCGUCCAGUUACGGUGGACGACAUGAUCAACUGGCUUCGACUAGAUGGUUUCAAUCGCGGCUUAGUGGGUUGGUCUACCCAAUUCUCGUCGGAGGAGAUAUUCGGUUGCCCCAGUCCCCCCACCCAGGGGCAACUGCUACCAGAGUCUCAGAAGAAGGCUGUCCAGGGACCUCCGCCAGGAAACGCAGACGCAAGUCUAUGUGCUGCGCUGGACCGCGCUGAACGCCAAGCAGAGCAGGAAAAAGAAAUCCGGCGGAAGAUCCAGCAGCAUAGGGGUCUAAUUCCGGCUGCAGUGAGGGAGGUCGAGAGGCGCUUGGUGACAGCCGGAGUCCCUAUGGAAGAAGUGCGAAAGCUGGGCAGGCAGGACGCUGCGAGCAGUGUGUUCGUCAAACUGGGACGAUUGGAACAGAUUCAGAGACCUGUACCGCCACCGCCAGCUCGAGUGAGGAUUCAAGUCGUCUGCGAUAUCUACGGAAUGUUUGAUCAAGGCGGAUUGUGGAGGAUGGACCUAUACAUACCCCGGAACUGUCUAUUUGAUGAAUUCGAGGAUAUCCUGCAAAGACAUGCCUAUGUCAAGAGCAUUCUUGAGGUCCAGCGGGUCCAGACACCAGAACGUACUUAUGAUCCAGACGAGCAUACUAAAGCCCGAGCUAUCAAGGAAACGAAAUCUCAUAAGCAGGUUCUUCGAGGAAAAUAUGUUCGUGCUAAGGUGUGGGGAUACAAGAUAGUAGGCACAGAAGAGACUGGCCUCCCGAUUGAGGCCGACGGACACUGGAUUGCGCUAUGUGAUCAGGAGGAUUUUACCAAGCUGAUGAAGGUAGUAGUGCGAGAUGCAUCCAAGAUAGCACUGAUUUGCCAUGAAAGCACGCUCGAGAGGCCCGCAGAACAGGCCCCUAGUCCACCACCGCAGUGGAAAGAUGUCGAUAAACAAGACCUGGAUGACCUCUGGCGCAAUUGGGAGAGUGGUACUUUUCAUCUUGAUCCAAUUGACUGGGAACUGGACGAUUGGGAAGUCGGCGGUUAUCGUCCUAUUGGGAAGACCAGGACGUUGAACGGAACUGUCUCACCAGAAAGUGAAUCUCAGUCAGACAGCAAAUUUCCUUAA